UGCUUUUAUCACUCUAGUUGUCUUUGUCUUUUCCUGCUCAGACCAAACUGCCUCUACUAAGGCCGUGGCGCUGAACUUGACUCGACACUCUGCAAUGCCCUGAUAUCACUCGUGGCUCCACGAGCUCUCUCCGUGGUACAAUAUGUCAACGCGCCCUCAGGUCGGUAUCGACAGGCUGCCUGCCCGGCGUCAGACCAACGAGCCUAGAGAAUCUAUGAAUUGCAAGAGCUGCAGGAAGAGAAAGAUCAAAUGCAAUCGUAUUCGGCCGACCUGUGAAGCAUGUCAAGUAUUCGCCUGUCCUUGUGUAUAUGAUGCCGUGCCAAAAAAGAGAGGUCCAAAGACAGACGUGCUGGAAGCGCUGUUGAAGAGAGUCGAUGGCUUGGAAAAGCAAUUGCACAAUGAAAAGAAGGCGAACUCACCCGACCAGAAAGAUGGCUCUCCACAGGACGUUGGUGACAGCAAUAGCUCCAAUGGUUCCAUGGUCCAUCAAGCUCAUAUCGACAUACCUCCACCUAUGAUGAGCAACACUUCGCAGCUGUUAUCGCCAUCUGAAGCGAAUCAGCCAACGCCUAGCUUUGUGCCUGAUAUGCUCCUUGACACCUAUUUUUCGAGGAUGCAUGGUAGGCCAUACUAUAUCAUUGACGAAACGACCACUAGACAGCGACUACAGUCAAACACAAUACCAUCAUUCUUAGCGUACGCAAUAUACGCCGUAUCAGCAAGAUAUGCAUCACACGUUGGUGGCUAUAACAAUGCAGUUCGGAUUGGCCAUGAGUAUGCUCGUCGUGCUCGUAUGGAGAUUGAUAUCGAUGAACCGUCGAUUGAGAAUCUGCAGACUUUACUUCUCCUGGCACAAGCAAGUCAUCAGAGCGGCAAAGGCAAGAAGACUUAUAUGCUUCUCUCCUCCGCUAUAUCGAUGGCCUUUGCUUUGGACUUGCAUCGGGAGUUACCCCUAGGGCUCAAGAUCUCUCAGGCUGAAAGGGAGGGACGCAGACGGCUUUUCUGGGCUUGUUAUCUAAUGGACCGGUUCUCUGUGUGUGGUUCGAAGCGACCAUCUUUGAUUUCGGACGAGACUCUCAAUCUUAGACUGCCAUCAUGGCAACUGCAUCCAGGGGCAAUACCGCUGGAAGGCGAGCAUUUUCCAAACGGAUCGAAUAUCCAAUAUAUGGCCGGGUCCGGGAAAGGCUCUCAAGGGAGUUCCAGCAUGCUUAUAGGGAUCGUGCGUAUUCUGGGCAUCACGAAUCGCUACUUGGCUGCAGGUGGUGUCAAAGGAGACUCUCAUUUUCCGUGGCAUCAGCUUUCGAACCUAUCAAAGAUUCGACAAGAGCUUGACAUCUGGGCCUCCGAGACACAGGACACCUUUGCGUCGUUAGAAGCACUAUUCGGCCAGCCGGACAGUGCUAUGUUGGUACUCAGCAAGCUGAUAUAUCAUCUAAUACACUGCCUUAUAUACAGACCAUUCCUUCCUGUCGACCUGGCUGAACUAUCUGGAACGUCUCAGCAUCAGUCUUGGCAAAUAGAGGCAACGAACCUCUGCUUUCUACAUGCCAAUGCUAUCGCUGAGCUUGUCGAGAUAGGGCGUGCCUCAUCGAUACUAGAUUGGCCAGCAUUUGUAGCAUACUGUAUUUGUACUGCUGGCACAAUCCAUGUUCAUGGAGCGCAUUAUCGAGGACGCGAGGGUGAAGUCUUCUCUGCAAGCUCAGAAUUCCUCUCCCGCGAAAUGCACCAACUCUCGGAACUACGUUUCGUCUGGGCAGGAGCACAACACCAGCGAGACACUCUCCAGACAAUAUAUGGAUGCCACUCUGAGCUGGUCAAAUCGCUCGCUAGCAAUCCACUACGCUUCGCGCCCGUCUUUCAACUAGAAGACUUCUUCGACCGGUACCCAGGACAAGCAUUCGAUGGCUCGCACAUCACAUUCAUGGAUGUGACUGUUGAUGGGUUUCCCGAAGGAUUCAUGCCAUAUUCGCUUGACCAACAACAGCAACAGCAACACAACCCAUACUUCAACCAACGCACAUCAUUCUCCAACAUGAACGGCACUCUUCCAUCCUCAUCAAGCUACCAACAAUCCUACUCCACACAACAACAGCAACAGCAACAACCACACCACCAACAAACCACCCAAGAACCCCGAAAAAAGCGCCGCGCCACAAACCCAUCCAGCACAGCCCCCAAACACGACCUCCUCUCCGCACCCCAGCCCGAGUCCAGCACAACCCCCUCCUCCCUCCUCACCUUCGCCAACCUCCCAAACCCACACCUCGUCGUUCCCUCCGACUUCCCAACCGGCCUCACCCCGCCCCCGUUCUCCCCGUCCUUCCACUUCACCCCUAGGCCCGCCCACGCCGUCCUCCACGACCCAUCCGCCGCCCCAGACUCUUCCUCCUCCUCCUUCGACGCCUCCAUCUUUGCCAUGGACCACAGCAUCACGGGCUACGAGCAGCAGCCUACCCCUGGGGCGGCGAGCGCGAGCGGAUCCACGCAUACGGAUUCCGAAAAGGAUCCGUUUCUCAGCUUGCUCGAGCAGCUGGCUGAGAAUGAUGUCAAUAGGGGUGGCCCGAGCGAGCUGGAUUUCUUCAUCAAUGCAGCGGCGCGCGGGGCGGAAGAGUAAUCCGUCAGGGGCGUGGGCAUGUGAGCAAGCAAGCAAGCAAGCAAGCAAGCAAUAAUGGAAAGAUAGUUCAUUCUUCGCCAAGGGGUGGAAGGCAGUA
Messenger RNA from Pseudovirgaria hyperparasitica, 2711 nucleotides. RefSeq lists its product as uncharacterized. Lineage: Eukaryota; Fungi; Ascomycota; Dothideomycetes; Acrospermales; Acrospermaceae. Bases 143 to 2614 code for a protein of 823 amino acids. Gene Ontology annotation, molecular function: DNA binding; zinc ion binding; DNA-binding transcription factor activity, RNA polymerase II-specific. The record is from RefSeq and is a predicted model, not a curated record. The transcript has 7 exons. Gene Ontology annotation, cellular component: nucleus. Gene Ontology annotation, biological process: regulation of DNA-templated transcription; DNA-templated transcription.